GGCUCUCUGAACACGAUGUCCACACCUCCUGCCAGCAAUGGUGUAUUCGUCGUCAUCCCGCCCAGCAACGCCAGUGGCCUCCGCCCGCCUCCAGCCAUCCUGCCCACCUCCAUGUGCCAGCCUCCGGGGAUCAUGCAGUUCGAAGAGUCACCGCUGGGGGCGCAGGCGCCCAGGGCCACCCAGCCACCUGACCUAAGACCAAUAGAGACCUUCUUGACCGGAGAGCCCAAAGCUUUAGGGACGGUGCAGAUCCUGAUUGGCCUCAUCCACCUUGGCUUUGGCAGCGUCCUGCUCAUGGUCCGCCGAGGGCACCUGGGGAUGCUUUUCAUCGAAGGUGGCGUCCCCUUCUGGGGAGGAGCUUGCUUCAUCAUCUCUGGGUCCCUCUCGGUAGCAGCUGAGAAAAACCACACCAGUUGCCUGGUGAGGAGCAGUCUGGGAACCAACAUCCUCAGCGCCAUGGCGGCCUUCGCUGGGACAGCCAUUCUUCUCAUGGACUUCGGGGUCACUAACUGGGAUGUGGGCAGGGGCUACCUUGCUGUGUUGACCAUCUUCACCAUCCUGGAGUUCUUCAUCGCAGUCAUCGCCACCCACUUUGGGUGCCAAGCCACCCGUGCCCAAACUAACGCAUCUGUGAUUUUCCUACCCAACGCCUUCGGCACGGACUUCACCAUCCCCAGCCCAGCCGUCUCUCCACCUCCUGCCUAUGACAAUGUGGCAUAUAUGCCCAAGGAGUCAUCUGACUAGUAGAUCGCAGCUCCGCGUCUACAGGAUGGAGUCCAGGCUUCCCAUGCUACCCAGCGUUCCUCCACCCUCACUUUAUUCGUUCUGAGGCAGCCCUUCCACAACCAGGCUCUCCAAGUCAUCUACACUGCGGCACCGAGUGAUGUGUUCCAUCAGUUUUUCAUGUCCUCCUGUAGUUUCUUUCUAAAAGAGACAAAAGACUGAUGUCCAGGGUACCCAGCCCUGUCGCCUGAUAUAGAUGUCCCCUGGGUUCCUCUGCGCUGUCCUCGACUCAUCGUGGGAAAUCUUGAC
Molecule: messenger RNA, 1032 nt
Organism: Microtus oregoni (creeping vole)
Lineage: Eukaryota; Metazoa; Chordata; Mammalia; Rodentia; Cricetidae
Gene: Ms4a15
Product: membrane spanning 4-domains A15
Exons: 6
Coding region: 16-744 (242 amino acids)
Biological process (GO): cell surface receptor signaling pathway
Cellular component (GO): plasma membrane
Source: RefSeq, a predicted model, not a curated record